GGUCUGGCUGCGCCUGCGUGGACGGCUGGCGCCGACAAGUGCGCUGCACCGCGGGUACCGGCUGGGGGCGAGCAGACCUCGAGCAGCUGCCUCAGCCGCCACAGCCGUUGCGACCGCCGCAGCGGAGUUCAGAGGGCCGGGGGGUGGGAGACUUCCCACAAGGAGGCUGAGAUGUCGUCCACCGCGGCUUUUUACCUUCUCUCCACCCUGGGAGGGUACUUGGUGACCUCAUUCUUGUUGCUCAAAUACCCGACCUUGCUGCACCCGAGAAAGAAGCAGCGAUUCCUCAGUAAACACAUCUCUCACCGCGGAGGUGCAGGAGAAAAUUUGGAGAAUACAAUGGCAGCCUUUCAGCAUGCAGUUACAAUUGGAACUGAUAUGCUGGAAUUGGAUUGCCAUAUCACAAAAGAUGAGCAAGUUGUAGUGUCCCAUGAUGAGAAUUUAAAGAGGUCAACUGGGCUCAAUGUAAACAUCUCUGAUCUCAAGUACUGUGAACUCCCACCUUACCUUGGCAAACUGGAUGUCACAUUUCAAAGAGCAUGCCAAUGUGAAGGAAAAGAUAACCGAAUUCCAUUACUGAAGGAAGUUUUUGAGGCCUUUCCUAACACUCCCAUUAACAUCGAUAUCAAGGUCAACAACAAUGUGCUGAUAAAAAAGGUUUCAGAGUUGGUGAAGCAAUAUAGACGAGAACACAUAACGGUUUGGGGUAAUGCCAGUUACGAAAUUGUAGAAAAGUGCUACAGAGAGAAUUCAGAUAUUCCUAUUCUCUUCAGUCUACAACGUGUUCUGCUCAUUCUUGGCCUUUUCUUCACUGGCCUCUUGCCCUUUGUGCCCAUUCGAGAACAGUUUUUUGAAAUCCCAAUGCCUUCUAUCAUACUGAAGCUAAAAGAACCCCACACAAUGUCCAGAAGUCAAAAGUUUCUCAUCUGGCUUUCUGAUAUCUUACUAAUGAGAAAAGCCUUGUUUGACCACCUCACUGCCAGAGGCAUUCAGGUGUAUAUUUGGGUUUUGAAUGAAGAACAAGAAUACAAACGAGCUUUUGAUUUGGGAGCAACUGGGGUAAUGACAGACUAUCCAACAAAGCUUAAGGACUUUUUACAUAAUUUUUCAGCUUAGAAAAGGAGGUACUCAGAAGCACUCAAAGAAAAAUGAAAAGAACUAAAGAAAAAAAAAAAAAACAAGUUUGCCAUCAUUUCCCUAAGCCAUUUCCAGAAUGGUAAAGGUUUAAUCAUUUAAGUUUUAAUUACCUCAUUUUUAAGCUUGUCUGAGAAUGUAGAAACUAUAUAUUGUAUAUUUAUUUUAAAGAAUAUUGCAUAUUUUACAUGUGUAAAUAGUUUGUUUAGAAUGAUAACUGGUUAUGAGAUAUAAGUAGAAGACUAUUGAUCAAGAGUUCUGUAUAUUAUGCAGUAUUCUACUAUUAUAAGUAAUUGUAAAAUCAAAGACUUUUGAAUAGAUUUGAUACUAGCCUUCACUGGAAUAAGAUCAACUAAUUAGUAAAGCAAAAUUAUUGAAGGCCACUAUAGCUAUGCUGAGUUGUCUUGUUAUUUCUAGGUACAUCUUAGUUUAAGAGGAAAGAAAAUACAGUGGGAGGAGAGCUUAGAAAUCAGUGAUACAGUUAAACUGACAGGUUCUGUUAACUUUGUUAACAGAAGGCAGUCUCCAUAAAAACUGAAACUAAUACUUGAUCAGAAAUAAAAACUGUAGACAAUUAGAUUUCUUGGUUGCUGCUGUUAAUGGGGACAUUCUGUUUGGAAUCUUCUUCAGGUGUAAAAUUGUUACCAUGUCCUUUCUUUCUGGUAGACAUUAAAAUUGGACUUUUUAAAUGUAAAUUAAGACAAGACCCAAAUAGUCAUAUAUUUAUGUUUCCUCUAAACAUUAUGUUUCCUCUAAACAAAAUUUUCCAAUUUUUGGCACUGACUAAUAACUGUUUGGGCCUACAUCUAGAUUAUAAAUAACGUCUUAAAUCCUAAUAAUCAUAUGAAACUGACAAAAGUACAUAUCAUUGUUUCCAGUACGUAUGGUAUAAACCACCUAUUCCUGAUCUUCAAGGUUUAAUUCUUCUGACUAUUAAAUGGAAGCAGAAUUUCUCAAAGCAUUAGGCAUCACUUCCUCUCCUUCUCUGAUAUGACUCCAUGUAAAUCUUUUUCUAAUCUUUUUGACUAAUUUUCAUGAUCUCUUUGGGAGGUAAAUAUACUCUGGAAUAAUAAGGGUCUUUUACCUAGAUUACAUCUCUCAUUUGGAGUUUGCCAGCUCACAGCUAAGAAGGAUGAUCAUACUCCUACCUAUCCCUUGAUGACAUAAAUAACAUUUGCUUUUUGUUUGUUUGUUUAUCUAAACUGAAAUAAAGUUUUACAAGAACAAAA
This is a messenger RNA of Lutra lutra (Eurasian river otter), 2363 nucleotides long. RefSeq names its product glycerophosphodiester phosphodiesterase domain containing 1 (gene GDPD1). Bases 172 to 1116 code for a protein of 314 amino acids. Gene Ontology annotation, biological process: N-acylethanolamine metabolic process; glycerophospholipid catabolic process. Gene Ontology annotation, cellular component: endoplasmic reticulum membrane. The record is from RefSeq and is a predicted model, not a curated record. Gene Ontology annotation, molecular function: phosphatidylcholine lysophospholipase A1 activity; phosphoric diester hydrolase activity. The transcript is spliced from 10 exons. Lineage: Eukaryota; Metazoa; Chordata; Mammalia; Carnivora; Mustelidae.